Messenger RNA from Dentiscutata heterogama, 262 nucleotides. The record is from the annotation of a GenBank genome assembly. NCBI's taxonomy places the organism in Eukaryota, Fungi, Glomeromycota, Glomeromycetes, Diversisporales, Gigasporaceae.
AUGAACUGUCCAUUAUGUUUAAAAAAGCGCAAUAUAUUCAAUUCCUACGACAAGGCGCCUAGUUACGAUAAACGUGAAUAUGAUAUGUCUUAUCCUUACGACGAUUAUGGUUUUGACGAUUAUGGUUUUGACGACUUUGACGAUUAUGGUUUUGGCGAUGAUUUUGACGAAGGUGGUUUUGACGAUUUUGAUGAUCUUGGCAUGGGGGGAUUGGAGGGAUAUGAAUACGGUGGUUCAUACAAUGAAUAUACAGAAUAUGGUG